UUCCGAAUUGGGUUUUGUUUACUUGAUGCUUGAAUCGUUCAUCGAAUGCAUUCUUGACAAUUCAGGGAUCGAUUAGCAGGUCUUAUAUAGGAUUUUUUUGCCAUUUCUAUUGUUGUGGUAGGUGAAUUAGGGAACCUGUUUGCUCCCAGCUGUUUUUGAAACUGAAAGUGGUGUUUUUGUCAACCAAUCUACUAUUUGUUUUGAUGUAAAUUGUAUAUGUUUCAUGCUUUCUUUUGUUGCUUGAUCCCUGAGAUUUUUUUUUUUUCUGAUUCUCUAUAGGGGUGUAUGCUUGUUUUACUUGUUAUAUUUGGAGAUACACUGGAUUGCUUAUGACUUUCUUCAGUCUCCAGUAAGGGAUAUAGGUGGUUCUUCCAUUGGUUUUUUGUUUUUUGGAAGGUUACAAUCCAAACCUCUUAACUUUGUCCUUUGCCAAAUUCCUUGAAAGCUUACUCACCGUUUUUAUCGUGGGUUUGAUAGUUUUCAACACAUUUUGGUUGGGUGAAAAAAAAAAACUAAUUUUUUUUCAAAGAAAAUUCAUAGAUUUGCUAUCAAUUCUAUAAUUUUCAUUUUGUUAAAUUUUUUACCUUUUUGAGAAUAAGGAAUAUAAUAGUUCUUAGAAGAAGAAGAAGAGACGUUUGUAACGGGUUUUGAUUGCUGGAGAGACUUAUUGUUAUGCCUGGAAGCAAUUGCCCUCUAUGGGAGAUCUGAUAGACAAAGCUAGAUCUUGGAUCCCUUGGGGAGGAAUUGACUUAUCCAGUAUGUCCGGGGAAGUCUGGAUGCCUGACAACAGUUGCAGGAUGUGUUGUAAUUGUGAAAUACGCUUAACAGAGUUCAGCCUUCACUAUCAUUGUCAAAGCUGUGGUCGUGUGUUGUGCGGGAAAUGUGUGCAGGCAGUUGGUGCUUCUGUUGUAUCAGAUGGUUGGGAAAAUACCACCAAGGCUGAGAGACUAAUCAAAUGUUGCAACUUCUGCUUUGAGGUUAACAUUGGGCAUGAAGCUGGGGGACAGUACAAUGAUAAAAUUGAUCAUUCAUCUAUUCAGUGGAGUCCUGAACAGGCAGUUUCUUGUUUAAGUAGUGAUAUUUUAAAUGAUGAAAAUAAUAGCAAAACGUUUCAGAGUGAUCAUCUCACACACUUUCUUGAAGCAGAAAGUCAUGGUUCUUCUCCCCAUGCAGUUGCUGGCUACAGUAUGGGUUCAUCCAUUAGUUACCUAUCUCCAAUGUCUAUUCGUUGCUCUUCUAGCAGGAGUGAUGAGGAAGAUGGAGAGGAGACUGGGAGGCAUUUUUUUAGUCCAUCAAGUGAAUACUUCCAAGAUGCUUCUGAUAUAGAUAGUGUUAGUGCUAGAUAUGAGUUUUACAGUGUCACAUCAGGAGGUUCAAGUCCUAUGGGAAGCCCUUAUAGAAUGACUCGCACUCCUAGGGCAAGCUAUUUUAAACAGCAGGCGCAGAUGGGAAGCCCAGCGAACCAGAAUGAUGCUUCCCUUAAUCAAGAGACUAUGGCCAGUUUAAGAAGGCCAGAGACAGAAUGCAAGGUUCUAGAAACCACCGAUUAUUGCUCCGAUGAUGAAGAGGUACAGCAGCCAUUAGAUAUUGAAAACAAUGAUCUGAUUUGGUCUCCUCCACCGGCUGAUGAUGAAGAGGAUGAGUCAGAGAACAAUUACUUUGCAUAUUAUGUUGAGGAUGAUGAUGUUGGAGCAACAGAUGAUAUGUUCUCAUCUAGUAGUCUUAACAGCGAUAUGUUCCCAGUUGGACAGAAGCUGAAUGAUGGAAGGAAGGAACCUCUUAGAGCUGUGAUACAUGGGCAUUUUAGAGCUCUUGUAUCACAAUUGUUACAAGGUGAAGGCAUCUUUAUAGGAAAUGACAAUGGUGGGGAAGAUUGGCUGGACAUAGUUACAUCAGUUGCAUGGCAAGCUGCUAAUUUUGUGAAACCAGAUACAAGCAGGGGAGGCAGUAUGGAUCCCGGUGAUUAUGUAAAGGUUAAGUGUAUACUGUCAGGAACUCCAAGUGAAAGCACCCUUAUUAAGGGAGUGGUUUGUACAAAAAAUAUAAAACACAAACGCAUGACAUCACAAUACAGAAACCCUACGUUGCUUCUCUUGGCUGGAGCAUUAGAGUACCAAAGAGUUUCAAAUCAAUUGGCAUCUUUUGAUACCUUACUCCAACAGGAAAUCGAUCAUCUCAAGAUGGUUGUUUCAAAGAUAGAGACCCAUCACCCUAAUGUUCUACUGGUAGAGAAAAGCGUAUCUUCAUAUGCUCAGGAAUAUCUUCUGGAGAAGGAAAUUUCCUUAGUAUUGAAUGUAAAGAGACCAUUAUUGGAGCGCAUAGCUAGGUGUACUGGUGCUCUUAUUGUUCCAUCAAUUGAUAAUCUUCCCAAAGCACGAUUAGGACACUGUGAAAAUUUUCGAUUGGAGAGAGUUUCUGAAGAAUGUACUUCUUCAAGUCAGCCUAAUAAGAAAUCGUCUAAGACCUUGAUGUUUUUUGAAGGUUGUCCAAGGCGCUUGGGUUGCACGGUCCUUCUGAGGGGCACAUGUCGGGAAGAACUAAAGAAGGUUAAACAUGUAGUUCAAUAUGCAGUAUUUGCAGCCUAUCAUUUGUCUCUGGAGACUUCCUUCCUUGCUGAUGAGGGUGCAAGUCUGCCUAAGAUGGCACUGAAAUCUCCAAUUACAAUACCAGAGAGGAUGACCAGAUCCAAUCAUUCCAUUUCAGUAAUCUCUGGUUCAACUCUGUCUACUGUUUGCCAGGAUCUAACUGAUGAAUCCCACCGUGUCGGUGCAUGUGACCCACUGGGGACAUCAUCUUAUCAUCCAACUUCAGAUGUCUUUACUCAAAAUGAGACACUCACAGGUCUUUUGACACACACAGAAAUUGAACCCAUAUGUCAGCAUAUUCAUACGGGUCAUAUGUCUGUGUCCUCUCCUGGUGCUAUUGACCCUGGGGUUGGUAUGAUCCUCCAGGAUUCACACAUUGAGCAUUCAGCCCCACUUGUUGCUAAGCAACAACGUACCCAGAUGCAAUAUGAUGCCUUAAGGGGCUCUUCUGUGCUUCCUUCUAAUAUUGGAAGUCAUUUUCAACAUGAAUUACUGGAAGCCUCCAUUCAAGAGGACGUGAUGAUAAGAAAUCAUAAGCAGCUGGGAGGAGUUCCUGAGCUCAUGAACACUGAAGGGGUUGGUUUGAAUGAGGUCAUGGGAGAAUAUUUCUCAGUUGCUGACAAUCAUCAGAGCAUAUUGGUUUCCUUUUCUAGCCCUUGUGUGCAGAAAGGAACGGUUUGUGAACGAUCACAGCUCUUUCGUAUCAAGUUCUAUGGCAAUUUUGAUAAACCCCUUGGAAGGUUUCUUCAUGAUGACUUGUUUGAUCAGGCAACCUUCUGCCGGGCUUGUGAACCUCCAAAAGCUCAUGUUCUAUGCUAUACCCACCAGCUAGGCAGUCUUACAAUAUAUGUUAAGAGUGUUCCCUCUGUGAAGUUAUCUGGAGAGCGCGACGGAAAGAUCUGGAUGUGGCACCGAUGCCUCAAGUGUGCACAUAAGGAUGGUGUUCCACCUGCAACUCGUAGAGUGGUUAUGUCAGAUGCUGCAUGGGGGCUUUCUUUUGGAAAAUUUUUGGAGCUUAGCUUUUCAAAUCACACGACUGCUAAUCGUGUUGCAAGCUGUGGUCAUUCUCUUCAGAGGGACUGCCUUCGUUUCUAUGGAUCUGGGAGCAUGGUUGCAUUCUUCCGUUAUGCCCCUAUUGACAUCCUCUCUGUUCAUUUACCUCCCUCAGUUUUGGAAUUCAAUGGGCAUGUUCAACAAAGAUGGGUCCAAAAAGAAUCAGAGGAGCUUUCCAAGAAAAAGGACUCGUUGUAUACCGAGAUAUUUGAUGUACUCCAAAGCAUUGAAAAGAAAAGUACAUCUGUUGGGCAUGAACCUACAGAUAUGACUGAAUUUCAUAAUCGUGUUAUGGAGCUGAAAGAUCUUAUGAAAAAGGAGAAAAAUGAAUACGAUAAUUUGUUACAAUCAUCUAGCAUAGAGGAUCGCCACCCAGGUCAGACAUCAGUUGACAUUUUAGAGCUCAACCAUUUGAGACGCUGCCUCUUAAUUAAUUCUUUUGUUUGGGAUAGCAAAUUAUGUUCAUUGGACUGUCUUCUUAGAAGAAAGAGUUCAAUUUCCAAGUCUCCUUCUACUCAUGAGUUAAGACAAUGGAGAAAUGAACUCGGCUCUGGUCAUGAAGAAAAUAAGUCAGGGCUAAUGGAAGAGCCUAAUUUGCAACCCCUGGAGAUUGGCUCAAAUCAACUGACCAAAAUGGACUCAUCGACAAUCAUGUCUGUCAAGGGUGAUCAUCUUGAAGAUCUUGAGAUGACCUCUGGCCAUCAUCAUCGGUUGCAGGACAUUCAAGUAGAUGGAGAGGUUCCAGUUGAGAAUACAUCCUUGGAGAAUCUCCCUUCUACUUCGACUCUUUCUGUUAAAAUAGAUUCAGCAUGGACAGGUACGAGACCACGACCUGUGGAUGCUCUGUUUCUUCAAGCAUCACAACCAGAUGGGAACCACCAUGGUUCAGUUGGGCUUAUAAGUCAGAGGAAUCAUCCAUCUGUCAGAAGGCUCAUGUCUCCUGUGAGAGUAUAUUCAUUCGAUUCUGCAUUAAGAAUCCAGGAUAGUAUACGGAAAGGACAGUCCUCAUCGCAUUUAUCCUCGCUUAGGUCUUUCCAAGCUUCUGGAGAUUACAGGAGUGUGGUUAGAAAUCCUGCUGCUAAAAUGCGAAGGACCUACUCUCAUGUCUCGACAAGAGAGAUCAAGAAAUUAAAUAUCAUCAAUCCCGCCCCUUCUUUCAUCUCCUCUGCUGCAUUUAUGGCUAGUGAAGGAGUUCGAUUAUUACUUCCACAAACAGGCCAGAAUAACAUUGUUAUUGCUGUUUAUGACGAGGAACCCACCAGUGUCAUUUCCUAUGCUCUUAUUUCCAAGGACUAUGAGGAAUGGAUGGCUAAAUUGAAUGAGCAUGAAGGAGGAUGGAGUGCAAAUGAGAGCAACAAAGAGGAUGCCUACUACAAUUUAUCAGGUUAUAAUCAUGCGUCAGCUUCUACAUUUUCAAUUUGGCAGUCCCUUGGCCCUGUAGACUCAGAUGACAUCCUCCAACGAAGUUAUGGAUCUGAUGAUGUAUCAUCGACAAUAGGGAGCCUUUUCUCAGAUCACAAGAGAUCUCCUCAUGUCAAGAUCUCUUUUGAGGACAAGUCAUCUUCCACAGGCAAAACAAAAUUCUCAGUUACCUGUUAUUUUGCUAAGCAAUUUGAUACUCUUAGGAAGAAAUGCUGUCCUAAUGAAGUAGAUUUCAUACGUUCAAUAAGCCGUUGCAGAAGUUGGAGUGCUCAGGGUGGGAAGAGCAAUGUGUAUUUUGCAAAGUCAUUGGAUGAGAGGUUUAUUAUAAAACAAGUCACUAAGACAGAGUUGGAUUCUUUUGGGGAGUUUGCACUGGAAUAUUUCAAAUAUUUGACAGAUUCUCUUACUUCAGGAAGCCCAACUUGCCUGGCUAAAGUCCUUGGUAUUUAUAAGGUCACUGUGAAGAAUUCAAAAGGCGGGAAGGAGACAAAAAUGGAUUUAAUGGUGAUGGAGAAUCUCUUCUUCAGGAGAAGUAUCUCAAAGGUCUAUGAUCUAAAGGGCUCCUCUCGAUCUCGCUGCAAUCCAGAUACAACAGGGGAGAACAAUGUGCUAUGGGAUAUGAAUCUAUUGGAAGCACUGCGCACAAAACCCAUAUUUCUUGGGAGUAGGGCCAAGAAAGUCCUAGAGAGAGCAGUUUGGAACGAUACAGCCUUUCUAGCGUCAAUUGAUGUUAUGGAUUAUUCGUUGCUGGUUGGGGUGGAUGAGGAGAGGAAGGAACUGGUUUUAGGGAUCAUUGAUUACAUAAGGCAAUAUACAUGGGACAAGCAUUUGGAGACAUGGGUGAAGGCAUCAGGUAUCCUUGGUGGACCCAAAAAUGAAUCUCCAACAGUUAUCUCUCCCAACCUGUACAAGAAAAGGUUCAGAAAAGCAAUGUCGAGUUACUUUCUUACAGUGCCUGACCAAUGAUCCCCUUAAAAAUUAUUAUUAUUAUUUUUUUUAACUUUUCAAUUAUUCCUUAUCAAUUUUUUUCACAGCAAUGAGAGCUGUUCCUAAAUAAUACAAGUGGAUCAGUGUCAAUUGUAAUUGUUGUAAUCUAUUACCUUGAAUAAAAAGGGUGAGUUUGGGCAUUUUAUUC
Molecule: messenger RNA, 6195 nt
Organism: Telopea speciosissima
Lineage: Eukaryota; Viridiplantae; Streptophyta; Magnoliopsida; Proteales; Proteaceae
Product: putative 1-phosphatidylinositol-3-phosphate 5-kinase FAB1C
Exons: 11
Coding region: 696-6026 (1776 amino acids)
Biological process (GO): phosphatidylinositol phosphate biosynthetic process
Cellular component (GO): endosome membrane
Molecular function (GO): ATP binding; metal ion binding; 1-phosphatidylinositol-3-phosphate 5-kinase activity
Source: RefSeq, a predicted model, not a curated record